This is a messenger RNA of Pterocles gutturalis (yellow-throated sandgrouse), 1297 nucleotides long. It is a transcript of the gene NTNG1, whose product is annotated as netrin G1. Gene Ontology annotation, molecular function: cell-cell adhesion mediator activity. Lineage: Eukaryota; Metazoa; Chordata; Aves; Pterocliformes; Pteroclidae. The transcript is spliced from 6 exons. The annotation marks the transcript as partial. The record is from RefSeq and is a predicted model, not a curated record.
AUGCUCUCAGACCAGCUAAUGGAUGUAGUGAGUUUGAUAACAUCAAUUAUUGUGCGACAGAUUCUGUGCCUUGCCAAUCUUCCACCACACCGACUGCUUGCCCUUAGUAAGACAAUGCCUAAUGAGCAGUAUCUCCCAAUUAGUGGUUUCGGGAAUCCCUAUAUGUGCAAUAAUGAAUGUGAUGCGAGUACCCAAGAACUGGCUCAUCCUCCGGAACUGAUGUUCGAUCUUGAAGGAAGACAUCCCUCCACAUUUUGGCAGUCCACGACUUGGAAGGAUUAUCCAAAGCCUCUUCAUGUUAAUAUUACACUCUCCUGGAACAAAACCAUUGAGCUGACAGAUAACAUAGUUAUCACUUUUGAAUCUGGCCGUCCAGACCAAAUGAUCCUGGAGAAAUCACUUGACUAUGGACGAACAUGGCAGCCCUAUCAAUACUAUGCCACAGACUGCUUAGAUGCUUUCCACAUGGAUCCAAAAUCAGUGAGGGAUUUAUCACAGCACACAGUCCUAGAAAUCAUUUGCACGGAGGAGUAUUCUACUGGGUACAUGACAAAUAGUAAAAUAAUCCACUUUGAAAUCAAAGAUAGAUUUGCUUUUUUUGCUGGACCUCGGCUUCAUAACAUGGCUUCUCUUUAUGGCCAGCUUGACACAACCAAGAAGUUAAGAGAUUUCUUUACCAUCACAGAUCUGAGGAUAAGACUGCUUAGGCCAGCAACUGGGGAAAUAUAUGUAGAUGAGCAACACCUGGCACGCUACUUUUAUGCAAUUUCAGACAUAAGGGUAUAUGGAAGGUGUAAGUGCAACCUUCACGCUACAGGCUGUAAAGAAGAAAACAAAAGACUGCUUUGUGAAUGUGAGCAUAACACAACUGGCCCAGACUGUGGAAAAUGCAAGAAGAAUUACCAGGGCCGACCGUGGAGCCCUGGUUCUUAUCUGCCAAUACCUAAGGGCACUGCUAAUAUCUGUAUACCCAGUAUUUCCAGUAUUGGUAACUGCGAAUGCUUCGGGCACUCCAACCGGUGCAGUUACAUCGAGCUGCUCAAUACGGUCAUUUGCGUGAGCUGUAAGCACAACACUAGAGGUCAGCACUGUGAGUUAUGCAGGCUGGGCUACUUCAGAAAUGCUUCUGCAGAGCUGGACGAUGAAAAUGUGUGCAUAGACUGUUAUUGUAACCCUUUUGGUUCAGUCCAUGAUCGCUGUAAUGACAGAGGAUUUUGUCAGUGUAAGGAGGGAACAUCAGGGCCUAAAUGUGAUAAAUGUCUGCCGGGAUAUAUCUGGCACAGCUUGGGCUGUCAAC